AUGACUAAACCAUCGCACGGGUCUUCACUCCUUCAGGCCCGCGACUCUCGUUCCCAUUCCCAUUCCCAUUCAUUCUUUCACCGAUUUCGACAUCGCCUGCUCCAUGCGCAUGACCCAGAACAACGGUCCUUCGGCGACGACGCAGCUAGCGACAACGGCUUCGGGCAUCACCUCGGAGCCAACGUCGAGCUGGACUCUUCCAACAAUGCUCUCGCCAAGCGCGAUUCGAGCGAAACUACCCAACAGGUUGCCGUCAAUGCUACCAUCUAUUCGCCGCCAAACACCAUUGUCGUUGAUCCCCAGUCCGGCAAAACCAUCGAUACUUCUAGCGGCCCUGAAUCGACUGUAGCCCUUCCGGGGCCUACCCCAAGCGGGAGCGGUUAUUCCUCCUCGUCUCUCGACUCUGCUACGUCAACAUCGCUGGGCCCAGUUCCCACAUCUACUACACCUUCGUCUGCCACUGUCAAACCCGCCUACCCAAGCCUCCGUAACGAUAUCAACUACCGAUUCGUCAACCACCUCGGAAACCAAGAGUACCUCAAAAUCUACCCACUCCACCCACUUGACUUCGUCGGCCUCUUCGUCCUCCUCUUCGUCGUCCCCUUCUUCGUCCUCCUCGUCCUCCUUAUCGUCGUCGUCCUUCUCUUCGGCCACGACGACCGCACCGGGCAAUGGCUAUGGCACGAUCACGGUUCCCGGCAGCCUGCCAACAACACAAUCGGAAACCGGCUCCAGCAGCGGAGACAGCCUGACGCCACAGCUGAAGCAGGGGGAGCAACCUCGCGAACCCUUGGAGCUGGCACACCGGGCGACAGUGGGUCAGGAGGAGCCAUGGCGGAACGGGCAGCAGCCCCCGGAGCCGUCGCCGCGGCUCUCGCCAGCCUGACGGGAAAACGAGCUCCGCAAACCUCACAUUCUGCAGACAGCGGUGAACGGGGAUUCUACCGAGUUUCGGGCAGAAAACUUCCAUCGGUGUUGCACAACGGAGGAGAUGGGUAUUCUGAUCCUAGAGGAAGCGCAACCAGCGGCAGUUCGGACUACUAUCGAGGCUCGCAGGCAUUUGAGCCAACAUCUGCGGGUAAAGGGCAACUGGCCCUGGGAGUGCCCAUGCGACCUGUCAGCGGCGUCCCCAUCAUUCGAUCCGGCCCAGCAAGGAUACCUAUCACCCAGAACCCGUUCGCCGAUCCGCCUGCUUCAACUAACAACUUAUCAACGAGGACGCUGGGAUCCGGCGAAAGCCCAAGAGCUUCGGGGUCAAAAUUUCAAGAAAAAAUUUAG
Metarhizium acridum CQMa 102 is the source of this 1278-nucleotide messenger RNA. The record is from RefSeq and is a predicted model, not a curated record. NCBI's taxonomy places the organism in Eukaryota, Fungi, Ascomycota, Sordariomycetes, Hypocreales, Clavicipitaceae.